Salvelinus sp. IW2-2015 is the source of this 4409-nucleotide messenger RNA. NCBI's taxonomy places the organism in Eukaryota, Metazoa, Chordata, Actinopteri, Salmoniformes, Salmonidae. The record is from RefSeq and is a predicted model, not a curated record.
GUCUGUCAUUAUUUUAUACCUGCUGCUGAAAUGUCGCGCUCUCUCUCCUCGGGCAACGGCCCACUCACACUGGCGCGCACGCACACAAUCACUAAAGGGUCAUUUCGAUAAUGGCUGAUAUGUAGAUUUUUAAAUGAUUGAUAAUAUUAAAAUUGUAUGCCUUCAUGAAUUUCAUUAACAAAAAUAUUUUAAACACAUUUCCAUGAUCUUUUCAGGACCUUACAAACCCCUCAUUUGAAAGUUUGGAACAGCGGAUCAUGCGCAUUCAGGUUGGCAAACAGAUUCACAGAUUAGCGGCAAAUAACCUUGAACAAAGCAUAAUCAGGAAAUGAAUGCCCACUCUCCAUUGCUAUUUAAUGCAGAUCCCGCCUUCAUUCUGCUUUGAUCAACCUUUUUUGCCUCAGUCUGUAAAUCUGGGCCGGCGAUAGUCUACUUUGUUUUAUAGAGGAGCUGGUAACUGUGAAGUGCUGUGAAAAACAGUGAAGUGCUGGUAUGGCGCUCYGGACAGCUCCGGCCCAAGUAAAGCACUGACUAUUAUGGUAGCCUACUGUUAAUACACUAAUACAAUAAUUAGGAAUACACUAAUGAAUGUAUUCCAUAUCCACAUACCAUAUUCUAAUUGUCAUUAAAGGACAAUAAUGGAUAAUUUUUUGUAAAGAGCCUCUUAAAAUAUUGUGCAAAGAUGUAUAACUAAUUUUAGUCAGAUCGAGUGCAGCUAUUGACAUUUGGAAUCAGGUAUUAUUCAGGCUACAAUGUACUUCAUUGUUUCUGUCUAUUUUUGCCUCAGAUCCCUUGACAUCUACACCUAUUGCAGGGAUCCACUCUCUGACCUAAAUCAUUGUUUAUAACCYGUGUAUGUGGUGAGAAGGGGACUCCUGUGGUCAGACAACCCAAAGCCAGGCCUCAUGCUCAGGUGAUGAAGAUCCUAUGAUUCAAGAGGGUGAUGGAGACAGUCAGCCUCAGCCAUGGCAGMCAUCUUUUUACACACACAGACUGGUACACUCUGAGACCAGGAACAGGACCAGUCUCUCCCCUGAUCGCCACUUACCUGUAUCCCAACCCUUUGCUCUCCGUCACCGACCUACUGCUUUGUGAAUGAGGCUGAUGAUUCAGCCUGUCCCUGUCCGCAGCCUGGGUUCUUCCCUAACCCUAACCCUGUCCGUGCACCAGCCUGCGGGGACCAUGGAGCUGCUGUGGGUGCUGUGUGUGUCCAUGCUGAUGGCUCCAGCGGUGGUGGUGGAGGCCAUCCCCAUGGAGUCUGCAGCUGGGAGCCACAGCAUGUUCACCUGUGAACCUAUCACCCUGCGCAUGUGUCAGGGGCUGCCCUAUAACUCCACCUUCAUGCCCAACCACCUCAACCACUACGACCAGCAGACCGCCGUGCUCUCCAUGGAGCCCUUCCACCCCAUGGUGAACCUGCAGUGUUCCUCAGAGCUGAGGAUGUUCCUGUGUGCCCUCUAUGCUCCGGUGUGUACUGAGUACGGACGCAUGACACUGCCCUGCCGACGGCCGUGCCAGAGAGCCAAGGGGGACUGCUACAAACUCAUGGACAUGUUUGGAGUCACCUGGCCACAAGAGAUGGACUGUAACAGGUUCCCAGACUGUGACGAGCCAUACCCCCGUCCUGUAGACCUGCUCUCCAGCGCAGACUCCACUGAGUCGCCCAUCKCCUUCCAGCACGACUAUGGCUUCUGGUGUCCCCGUGAGCUCAAGAUCGACCCCGACCUGGGCUACUCUUUCCUGGGUGUGACGGACUGCUCGCCCCCUUGUCCCAACAUGUAUUUCCAGCGGGACGAGCUGGUGUUUGCCCGCUACUUCAUCGGCGUGGUGUCCGUUGUCUGUCUCUCGGCAACCCUCUUCACCUUCCUCACCUUCCUCAUCGACGUGUCCAGGUUCCGCUACCCGGAGCGGCCAAUCAUCUUCUACGCCAUGUGCUACAUGAUGGUGUCGCUGGUGUUCUUGCUGGGCUUCCUGCUGGAGGACCGGGUGGCAUGCAACACGGCGAGCCCCGGCCUUUCCCGGGCGCCCACCGUCACCCAGGGCUCACACAACAAGGCGUGCACGUUGUUCUUUAUGAUGCUCUACUUCUUCACUAUGGCAGGCAGUGUGUGGUGGGUCAUCCUCACCCUCACCUGGUUCCUGGCUGCCGUGCCUAAGUGGGGCAGCGAGGCCAUAGAGAAGAAGGCCCUGAUCUUCCAUGCCUGUGCCUGGGGCCUACCCGGUUGUCUCACCGUCACUUUAAUAGCUAUGAACAAGAUAGAAGGGGAUAGUGUCAGCGGGGUGUGUUUCGUGGGGMUGUAUGACCGCACAGCGCUGAGAUGGUUUCUGCUGGCUCCGCUGGGUCUGGAUGUUUUGGUGGGCGUGGCAUUACUGUUAGCGGGAAUCCUUGCUUUGAACCGCGUGCGUAUGGAGAUCCCUCUGGAGAAGGAGAACCAGGACAAGCUGGUGAAGUUUAUGAUCCGUAUCGGGGUGUUCUCUGUGCUCUACCUGGUCCCUCUGCUGACGGUCAUAACCUGCUACCUUUAUGAGAACAGCUAUAGGACUGCCUGGGAGACUACCUGGGUACAGGAGCACUGCAGAGAGUACCACAUCCCCUGUCCAUACCAGAUUGAGCAGACCAACAGACCAAACCUGUCUCUGUUCCUCAUGAAGUACUUGAUGAUGUUGGUAGUCGGGAUCCCUUCAGUGUUCUGGGUGGGCAGCAAGAAGACCUGCUUCGAAUGGGCCAGCUUCUUCCACGGACAGAGACGCAAAGAUAGUGUGGUGAACGAGAGUAGACAGGUGCUCCAGGAGCCAGAUUUUGCCCAGCUGCUCCUGCACGAUCCCUACACCCCCAUCGUGAGGAAGUCCAGAGGGACGUCCACACAGGGCACCUCCACCCACGCGUCUUCCACCUACCUGGCCAUGCUGGACGAGCCCCCCAGCGGGAGCACCAGUCGGGCAAGCAGUGUCCGCAGCAAGAUGAGCAGCUUCCAUGGAAGUCUUUAUAGAUCCAGAGACGGCAGGUACACGGCAUGUAGUUUCCGUGGAGUCGAGGAUCGCCUCCCCUACGACAGCAUGCUCCACCUCAACGACCAAUCAGGGUCCAGACACUGCAGCACCAACCGUCUGGACAGCAUAUCAAAGCACGGCUCCACCCAGCGCCUGGAGAGCAAAUCGCAGCACAGCAGCAUCAAGGACCUUAGCAACAUCACCCAGGCCAUUCAGAGCGCUCCCAGCAACGUAAUCCACAGAGUCCUAGAGGAGAAUGGAGCCACUGCCUGAACUACCCCCUAAACACGACCCUGUAGCUAAAACCCAUCCUUUAAGAUACACAAGUGUCUAGGCCUAGAGGUGGAUGUUGAUUUGGGACUGGGCAUACUAGAUCUUUGUGUGACAGUUUGAGAGUAAGGAGACUGUGGAGACUAUGGUUGUUUGAUAAUCAUACCUCAACAUGUCCCCUCACUCAGCCUCACUAAACAGUACUGAUAAAUGAAGAUAGCAGAUGACAGUGUAACAUGGACCUGUAGGUGUGAGAGCUGAACCAAUAACACGGAAGAAGAAACAAUAUUCUUGAAUACAGAGUAAUCUCUCCAAUGCUGUUUGUUCUCUGUUCUGGAGUCAGCACUAUGUGAAAGACACUGUUCUGGAGUCAGCUCUAUGUGAAAGACACUGUUCUGGAGUCAGCUCUAUGUGAAAGACACUGUUCUGGAGUCAGCGCUAUGUGAAAGACACUGUUCUGGAGUCAGCUCUAUGUGAAAGACGGAGCGCAGGGAUCACUUUCACAGGGAAGAUAUUAUCUAUCGGCACGUUCCACUACUCGGGGGGGGGGGUGAAAAGGGAUAAAUCUAAGGAUUUUAGAAUCUAGAUCGCUCCAUUAUCGGUCUCACAAGCAAAUGCUGCCAAAGCACUCCUCUUCAAAAGCCAAUACUUUAUUCUUAUAGACCACAUUGUUUACCUGUACGAGAACUAUUGUAGACUGGUCUCAAAAACCCCGGUUCUCGUCUAUUGUUUUCAUUGCACUUCUGAUGGAGGCAGUUAGAGGUACUGUAUGUGAGGAGUAGGGCCAGGAGUCUUCCCGGACUGUGACCUACUCAGGGUCCUAGUGAUGACAGACACUGUCCCAUUGUCAAUCAAUUGAUGAAUGAGCAGUUGUGAAGUGAAAGGCUGUAUUGUAUAACAGGAUAAAAGCGGACUUACAAACUCCAGCCUUAUAUGUAGAAUACGAUAGUGUUCUUUUCCCUCAGAAUUAGAAUCARUUGUAUUGUUCCUCCCCUUCUAUGAAUUGUAUACCUACUUGUGUAAGAUACAUGUAAGCCAGAACUUCUUCUAGUAAUGGCAAUGUGAAUAGAUGUACAUUUGUUUUGGUUUUUUUAAUUGGGGAGGGAGGGUCAUUUGUGACAUUUUUAAUAAACUCUUCUCAUAAUACA